Molecule: messenger RNA, 417 nt
Organism: Orbilia oligospora ATCC 24927
Lineage: Eukaryota; Fungi; Ascomycota; Orbiliomycetes; Orbiliales; Orbiliaceae
Exons: 3
Coding region: 1-417 (138 amino acids)
Biological process (GO): carbohydrate metabolic process
Cellular component (GO): extracellular region
Molecular function (GO): cellulose binding
Source: RefSeq, a predicted model, not a curated record
AUGGUAUCGGUCGAAACCACCUUGGCUGGGGCCUUAAUGUUGAGUCUCGCACUCGCUCAGUCAACGACUACGACGAACACCCGUCCGUCCGAUGUCCAGACUCUUUACGGUCUAUGUGGAGGCCUAGCUGCAUUCCCUACCCCAUUCACCCGCACCUUAUGUGAGGAUGGGGCAACUUGUAACCGUCCCAAUAGUUUCUAUUGGCAAUGCGUUCCUGCUCCUAGAACUACGCCUCCAACGACAACGACCUCGGAGUACGCCCCCAAGACUACCACCACUCCGGUCGUGACUACUACGACUUCUCGACUUCAAUCAAGGUUUGGACAGUGCGGUGGGAUUGCAUGGCCAGGCCCUCAAGCUUGUAGCUCUGGUCUCACGUGUUCAACAGCGAAUGCUUACUUUGCCCAAUGCUUGUAA